CGGCGCGGAGCCUCCAACUACCUUCAGUUGUUUCAGAACCACCGUAUGGUUCGAAUGUCGUUCCGUUACGUGGCGUGUUUUUUUCCCCGUCGAUAGAUACAUACGUAUAUCCUUAUACGUGAGAUAGUCAGUGUUGUUUGAGUGAGUGCGCGCGCGAUUGUGUGAGUGCGCGCGCGUACCGUAGGCGCUCCGAAGAGGACCCGAGGCGAAGAGGAACGAACGAGCGUUACUAUCGUGAAAUCGUAUACGAGUAAGAGUUAUAUGUAUACACGAGAUCGAUCGAUCUACCGAUGUGAAUAAACGUUUUAUUCUUACAUCGUCAUAGUCGUCUCAUACAUAGACUCGUAUACACCAUUGCAAUUUUCUUCUUCAUCUUCUCCGAAUUUGUGAGAGAUCGAGAUUCGAUCGUGGGCUCUUUACGAUCAUUAAAAUUUUCUUAAGACGUUACGUUCAACGAUCGAGCUUCUUUUUCGAGACCGUUUACGAGGGAUAGUUGGAGUGAGAGAGAGAGAGAUAGAUAGAGAGAGAUAGAUAGAGAGAGAUAGAGAGAGAGAGAGAGAGAACUUGAGUGAGAGAGAGAGAGAGAUAGAAAGAGACAUUUACAAGUGCUCGUCUCGACCGGUGCGAACGUACACGCACCCGCCGCCUCUCCAACGAUUUCGAUCGACAACGUGAAGUCAGCAACGAGUGUUCCGGCGUAUCGCCGACAAAGAAGUGUGUGUCGCCAUGACUAAUUCGAUCGGCUAAGGUGUAGUGAUCGAGGCGUUUACCUCCGAUUUUGAGGUAUUGGGAAACUCGCGAAGGAAAAGCACUACAAAAUGGGUGAAAUUCUUGGUUCGGCGAGUUUCCUCCAUCUCGGCGAUAUCGUCAGUCUCUACGCCGAGGGAAGUGUUUCAGGUUUUCUUUCCACAUUGGGAUUGGUAGACGACAGAUGCGUCGUGUGUCCCGAAGCUGGAGAUUUGACGAAUCCACCAAAAAAGUUCAGAGAUUGCCUCUUCAAGAUAUGUCCUAUGAAUCGUUAUUCCGCCCAAAAGCAAUUUUGGAAGGCGGCAAAGCAAAGUGGCAGUUCCGGUACAGACGCUGGAUUAUUGAAAAGACUUCACCAUGCCGCAGAAAUCGAAAAAAAGCAAAAUGAAACCGAGAAUAAAAAAUUGUUGGGCUCCAUCGUCUCCUAUGGCAACGUCGUUCAGCUUUUGCAUUUGAAGUCAAAUAAGUUUUUGACCGUUAACAAGAGAUUACCGGCGCUUCUUGAGAAGAACGCAAUGAGGGUAUAUCUAGAUGCAAAUGGGAACGAAGGUUCUUGGCUUUAUAUAAUGCCAUUUUAUAAAUUGCGAAGUGACGGCGACAGCGUUGUCGUUGGCGAUAAGGUGAUAUUAGAACCGGUGAAUGCUGGAAGACAAGGACUUCAUGUAGCAGCCAAUUACGAGCUGAGCGAUAAUCCUGGAUGUAAAGAAGUGAAUGUCGUUAAUUCGUCAACAUCCUGGAAAGUGACACUCUUUAUGGAGCAUAGAGAGAAUCAAGAAGAGAUACUUAAGGGUGGCGACGUCGUUAGACUCUUUCAUGCCGAGCAGGAAAAAUUUUUAACGAUGGACGAAUACAAAAAGAAACAACACGUUUUCCUUAGAACAACAGGAAGGACUAGUGCGACUGCUGCUACUAGUAGUAAAGCAUUAUGGGAAGUGGAAGUUGUGCAACAUGAUCCUUGCAGAGGUGGAGCAGGACAUUGGAAUUCUCUUUUCAGAUUCAAGCAUUUAGCAACGGGUCAAUAUCUUGCUGCUGAGAUUGAUACGGACGAGCCUUAUGAGACCAAUAAUAGCAAGCGUGAUUCUGCUGUUCAAGUUUAUAGAUUGGUCUCAGUACCACACAGCAACGAGAUUAGUUCUUUAUUCGAAUUAGAUCCAACCACAUUAACGAGGGGUGAUAGUUUAGUACCUCAAUCUUCCUUCGUUAGAUUACACCAUAUAUGUACAAAUACGUGGGUUCACUCGACGAGUGUACCGAUUGACAAGGAUGAUGAAAAGCCAGUAAUGUCCAAGGUGGGUUGUGCUUUAAACAAAGAAGACAAAGAGGCUUUUGCAUUGAGAUCUGUAUCACCUGUAGAGGUACGAGAUUUAGAUUUUGCAAACGAUGCCUGUAAAGUUUUAGCAUCCAUAAACUGUAAAUUGGAAAAGGGUACGAUUUCUCACAAUGAACGGAGGGCCGUAACUAGUUUAUUGCAAGAUAUAGUUUAUUUUAUUGCGGGACUAGAAAAUGAGCAAAAUAAAUCCGAGGCGUUGGAGUUGAUCGUAACGAAUGCAGUUAGAGAUCGGCAAAAGUUACUCCGAGAACAAUAUAUUCUGGGUCAAUUAUUUAAGAUACUUCAGGCACCGUUUUUAGAGUCGGCCGAAGGUGAGGGACCAUUUCUUAGAAUAGAGGAACUUAACGAUCCAAGACAUGCACCGUACAAAUACAUGUUUCGAUUGUGUUAUCGUAUACUUAGAUUGUCGCAACAGGAUUAUAGAAAGAAUCAGGAAUAUAUUGCCAAACAUUUUGCUUUCAUGCAAAAACAAAUUGGAUACGAUAUUUUGGCGGAGGACACGAUCACAGCUCUUUUACACAAUAAUCGGAAAUUAUUAGAAAAGCAUAUUACAGCUGCCGAAAUCGAGACGUUCGUAGGUCUUGUGAGAAAAAAUAUGCACAAUUGGGAAUCUAGAUUUUUAGAUUAUUUAUCGGAUUUAUGUAUUUCCAAUAAGAAAGCAAUUGCCGUAACACAGGAAUUGAUAUGUAAAAGUGUACUCAGCGAAAAAAAUAAGGAUAUUCUCCUAGAGACCAGGAUGAUGAAGGUUAAAACUGAAAUGAAAAUGAUUGAUCAAAAGCAAGACAAUGACGAGCCUCAAAUAAUCGUUAAAGAGAAAGAUGAAGUAUAUCUUUUCUGGAACAAUGCAACGAAAUCAAAAUCUUUAUGUGAGUUAGCAAAGAACGCUAAGCUGGAUAAUUUACUAGGACCAGCAAUUUUGGAUUAUUACAGACAUCAAUUGAACUUGUUUAGCAAUAUGUGUCUUAACAGGCAAUAUUUAGCACUUAACAAUUUGUCCCCGCACUUGGAUAUAGAUCUCAUACUUAAAUGUAUGGAAGAUGCAACUGUACCAUAUGAAUUACGUGCUUCGUUUAGUCGACUUAUGUUACAUCUUCAUGUGGAUAGAGAUCCACAAGAACAAGUGACACCAGUAAAGUAUGCCCGUCUUUGGUCCGAAAUUCCAUUAAAAAUGAGCAUUAAUGAUUACGAUACAAAUAAAAUGCCCGACGAAAAUAAAGAAGCCGUUCGCGUAAAAUUUAGUUCGACAAUAAAAUUCGUGGAAGAUUAUCUCUGCAAUGUUGUUGCAAAGAUGUGGUCUUUUGCAGAUCAAGAACAAAAUAAGCUUACGUUUGAGGUGGUUAAAUUAGCACGUGAUUUAAUUUAUUUUGGAUUCUAUAGCUUUAACGAUCUGUUAAGAUUAACUAAAACGUUAUUAAGUAUCUUGGAUUGUGUCUCUGAAAAUGAUUUCAUUGAUGGGAAAAUACCAACCGGAGAAAUCGACUCUGAGUCUAUGGAUUCUGAAGAGGCAGCCGAAGGAGGAGUUCUCCGAUGUAUUGGAGAUAUGGGUGCUGUGAUGACAAGUUUAACUUUAGGACCAGCUGGACAAGUAUUGGCUGGAAGUUCAUCUCCGAGGCCGAAAACUACUUCAAAAAAAGAAUAUCCCUUGGUGAUGGACACCAAAUUAAAAAUAAUUGAAAUACUUCAGUUUAUUCUCGACGUUCGAUUGGAUUAUAGAAUUUCAUGUUUAUUAAGCAUUUUCAAACAAGAAUUCGAUGAAACUGAAAAAGCUUCGGGUCAAGACUUAAGUCAACUUUGUCAGAAAACUAUCGAUUUGGAAUCCAUUGGAACACAAGCCGAAGGAAUCUUUGGAAGCAGUGAAGAAUGUGUGGCAUUGGAUCUAGAUGGUUUAGGUGGCAGAACAUUUUUACGCGUUUUACUUCAUCUAGCAAUGCACGAUUAUCCACCUUUAGUAUCCGGAGCUUUGCAUUUAUUAUUUAGACACUUUAGUCAAAGGCAAGAAGUAUUGCAAGCUUUUAAACAGGUACAAUUAUUAGUCUCGGAUAGCGAUGUUGAAUCGUACAAGCAAAUUAAAGCAGAUUUAGAUGUUUUACGACAAUCGGUUGAGAAAUCUGAGCUUUGGGUGUACAAGUCAAAAGCUACGGAAGAACAUGGAAAUAAAAAGAAGAAGAGCAAAGAGGACGAAGAAGAUUCUUCGACGCCUCGUAAAGCACCGCCACAGUUGUCUACGUCGGAUAAAAAAGGAUCUGCAAUUGAUUUAGAUAUUGGUCCACCAUUAAGUGUGGAUCAAGCCGAGGAAUAUAAAAAAAUUCAACAAAUAUUAAUACGAAUGAAUAAGCUGUGUAUCCAAACGAUACCGGGUGGACAAAUAAAGCCACGUAAACACGAACAAAGACUUUUGCGUAAUGUUGGUGUGCAUACCGUUGUAUUAGAUUUAUUGCAAGUCCCUUUUGAUGAUACAGAAGAUGUUAGAAUGAAUGAACUGAUGCGUUUGGCACAUGAUUUCUUGCAAAACUUUUGUCUGGGUAAUCAACAGAAUCAGGUUCUGUUACACAAACAAUUAGAUCUAUUUUUAAAUCCUGGUAUACGAGAGGCUCAAACAGUAUGUAGCAUUUUUCAAGACAAUUCUACUCUUUGCAAUGAAGUGAGUGUUAAAGUGAUUCAGCACUUUGUCCAUUGCAUAGAAACACAUGGGAAACAUGUGCAAUAUUUAAGAUUCCUUCAAACUAUCGUGAAAGCAGAAAAUCAGUUUAUAAGAAAAUGUCAGGAAAUGGUGAUGCAAGAGCUUGUUCAAGCGGGAGAGGACGUUCUGGUUUUUUAUAACGACAGAGCUUCAUUUAAUCAAUUCGUGGAAAUGAUGCGAUCGGAAAGACACAGAAUGGAUGAAAGUAGUCCACUUAAAUAUCACGUUGAAUUGGUGAAGUUAUUAGCUUGUUGUACCAUGGGUAAAAAUGUUAAUACCGAGAUCAAAUGUCAUAGUCUUUUACCGCUCGAUGAUAUCGUUGCUAUGGUAUCACAUCCAGAUUGUAUACCAGAGGUGAAGGAAGCUUACAUCAAUUUCCUUAACCAUUGUUACAUAGAUACUGAAGUAGAGAUGAAAGAAAUUUAUAAUUCCAAUCAUAUGUGGUCCUUAUUCGAAAAGUCGUUUAUUGUAGAUAUGACAUUGAUAGCAACACCUAAAAAUGAUCAACAAGAUGCAGAUAUUGCUUUAGAAAAUUAUGUAACAAGCUGUUUAAUGAAUAUCAUUACUACGUUCUUCAGCAGUCCAUUUUCCGAUCAGAGUACGACGGUCCAGAAACAACUGCACGAGGCUAGACUUUAUUGGAGCAUCAAGGAAUGUGACCGGAAUAUUGACAAUAAUCUUGCAACUUAUACCCGACAGCCUAUAUUUGUCCAGUUACUUCAUGCAGCAUUUAAAGUAUCACAAUGUAUAUGGUUGAAUGCAGGGCAAAGAUUUAAUGUAGAAAAUUGUAUAAGAACUUUAUCCGACGUUGCUAAGGGAAGAGGUAUUGCCAUCCCUACUGAUCUAGAAAAUCAAGUUGCAUCUAUGUUUAAUAAAGCAGCGAUGCUUAGUAGACAAACAAGUAAAUGGCUUCAAGCUGCUAAACAACCGAAAAUAGAGCGUACUCAGAGUCAGGUGAUGCGUCUGGAUCGUAGUAUUAUAGAAGGUUUACAAGACAUAGUAUGUUUAUUAGAAGAACAACUUAAACCAUUGGUACAAUCAGAAUUAUCCUUGUUGGUUGAUAUCCUCUAUCGACCGGAACUUUUAUUUCCAGCAGCGACUGAAGCUAGAAAACGAUGUGGAAAUGGUGGAUUUAUUAGGAGAUUGAUCAAGCAUACCGAAAAAUUACUUGAAGAAAAAGAAGAAAAAUUGUGUGUAAAGGUAUUAAAAACUCUUCGAGAAAUGAUGGCGAUUGAUCCCGAAUACGGGGAAAAAAAUGAAGAUAUUUUGGAACAUGCAGAUUCAGAAAAGAAGACCGAAUCUCAACUUGGAACAGAUUCCAAUGAUCAAUGUGAUCGUCAUAUGACUCAGGAAGAGCGGGGUGAUGCAUUAAGGCAUAAUCUACUGACACGUUACUUCGGAAAAACUUUUAUUCAGAAACCUGAAAAUGUUGAAAUUGGGGUAUCCUGUACAAUGGCUGUAACUCAUGGACCAGGAGCCAAGAUGUUGAGUCGUGCAGGACGGACUUUGCACGAAGUUCAAAGUCAUUUGGAUAAAGAAGGUGCUUCAGAUUUGGUUGUAGAACUGGUUAUUAAAAGUGUACACUCUCCUAGUAUAUUCGUAGAAGUUGUAGAAUUAGGAAUAGCACUUUUGGAAGGUGGCAAUCCGAUUAUACAAAAAAGUGUAUUCAAUAAAUUGAUGGGAGGUGAUUUAAGUCAAUCGUUUUUCAAGGUUUUUUACGAUAAAAUGAAAGAUGCGCAACAAGAAAUUAAGUCCACCGUGACGGUGAAUACAUCCGAUAUAACAGCAAAAACUAAUGAAGAUAAGGAACCAAAUAAGGAAAUAGAAAAAAUAUCAAGAAAACGUGCAACAGGUAAGCCUAAUGGAAUCGUUUGUACCGAUGAUUUACGAGAUGAUUUAAAUACAACUACGGCGACUAAUGCUCAAGCAUACGGGAACACCCGUAAUCUUAUACCUGGAGAAGACGUAACAAAUAAUGCAGUGGAGGAAAUAAUUGGUGACAAAUUAGAAAGAAUACGUGCUGAACCUUCGGCUGGCGUUGAAAAAGAUGACACUCAGCUUAGCGUAAAAGUAUUAGUAAUGCAACCAAUUUUACGUUUUUUACAAUUGUUGUGUGAAAAUCAUAAUCAUAAUCUUCAGAAUUUUCUUCGCAAUCAAAACAAUAAAACCAAUUUUAAUUUGGUAUCGGAAACGCUAAUGUUUCUUGAUUGUAUUUGUGGAUCGACAACCGGUGGAUUAGGUUUACUUGGAUUAUAUAUUAAUGAAAAUAAUGUUGCAUUAAUUAAUCAAACUUUGGAGACAUUGACGGAAUAUUGUCAAGGACCUUGUCAUGAUAAUCAGAAUUGCAUCGCCAUACACGAAUCUAAUGGUUUGGAUAUUAUAACGGCUUUGAUAUUGAACGAUAUUAAUCCUUUGGGUAAAACUAGAAUGGAUUUGGUAUUGGAACUGAAAAAUAAUGCUAGUAAAUUGUUAUUGGCUAUUAUGGAAAGUAGAGGCGACAGCGAGAACGCUGAAAGAAUAUUAUACAACAUGAAUCCAAAGCAAUUAGUGGAUGUGGCUUGUAGAGCAUUUCAUCAAGAAUCAUUGGAUGAUGUAACUGAUAUUGAUGAUUCAUCAACUAAUGGAGAGGAAGGGGUAUCUCCUAAAGAGGUCGGUCAUAAUAUUUAUAUCUUAUGUCAUCAAUUGGCUCAACAUAAUAAAGAGUUAGCAACUAUGUUAAGACCAUCAGAAGAAAAUAAUGCCGAUCCGAAAAUCAAUAAAGCAUUGCAAUAUUAUGCAUCGCAUACAGCUCAAAUUGAGAUUGUCAGGCAUGAUAGAACAUUAGAACAAAUAGUUUUUCCGAUACCAGAAAUAUGCGAGCUUAUUACCGUUGAUACGAAGAUUAAAGUGUUACAUACCACUGAACGCGAUGAUCAAGGAUCUAAAGUAUCAGAUUUCUUUGAAAGAACAGAGGAUAUGUUUAAUGAAAUGAAGUGGCAGAAGAAACUUAGAGGACAGCCAGUAUUAUUUUGGAUGAGCAGUUACAUGUCAUUGUGGAGUAAUAUUUUGUUUAAUUGUGCUGUCCUUAUAAACCUCAUUGUAGCAUUCUUCUAUCCAUUUGUAGAUUCCGUACCAAAACUUGGUUCUCAUUUAUCAGCUCUUAUUUGGGCUGUAAUGCUAUCAUCCGCAGCUAUUGUCAUUACAUUACCACGGGAAUCGGGUAUACGUACAUUAGUUGCAUCAACAAUUUUACGAUUAAUAUUUUCUAUAGGACCAGAACCAACUUUGUGGUUACUUGGAUUUGUUACGAUCGUUUUAAAGAUUAUUCACCUAAUAAGUAUUAUAGGAAAUCAGGGGACCCUAACUAAAAGUUUAGAACAAAUAAUUACAAAUGGUGAAAUAUUAUACCACGCGUCAUACUUAAUAUUUUGUGUACUAGGACUUUUGAUGCAUCCAUUUUUCUAUUCGGUUUUGCUUUUUGAUGUGGUUUAUCGAGAAGAAACAUUGCUCAAUGUAAUAAGAUCUGUAACGAGAAACGGAAGAUCUAUUAUACUCACUGCUGUAUUGGCUUUGAUUUUAGUUUAUAUGUUUUCUAUUAUCGGAUUUAUGUUCUUUAAAGAUGAUUUUCUGGUCAGCGUGGACGAAGAAAUUAUUCCAACACUUGAUGAUGAAACUACCAAUACUUGUAAAAUUAGUAAUAGUGAAAAGUGUGAACCAAGUGAAACAAUGUCGCGAUAUAUACGUGAAGUUAACGAACAAGGAAAUAAUCAAGAUUUGGUUAACAUUGGGGGUGAAAUAAAAGAACGGGCUUGUGAUUCAUUAGUUAUGUGCAUCGUUACAACAUUAAAUCAAGGUUUAAGAAAUGGCGGAGGAAUAGGUGAUGUUUUAAGAGCACCAUCAAGCACAGUAAUAUCAUUUUGUGAACCACUAUUUGUUGCUAGAGUCGUAUACGACUUACUGUUCUUCUUCAUAGUGAUAAUUAUUGUUUUGAAUCUCAUAUUUGGUGUUAUUAUCGAUACGUUUGCUGAUCUUAGAUCAGAGAAACAACAAAAAGAAUUGAUUUUAAAGAAUACUUGUUUUAUUUGUGGUUUAAAUAGGUCAGCUUUUGAUAAUAAAACUGUAUCUUUCGAAGAACAUGUAAAACAUGAACACAAUAUGUGGCAUUACCUUUAUUUCAUCGUUUUAGUAAAGGUAAAAGAUCCAACAGAAUUUACAGGUCCGGAGUCGUACGUUUAUGCAAUGGUGAAGGAUAGAAAUCUUGAUUGGUUUCCACGAUUAAGAGCAAAAUCUUUAGCGGCUGACGAGGGUGAGGGAGAACAAGUAGAAUUGAGAAGUUUACAGUCACAAUUAGAAUCUACUCAGCAAUUGGUAAAAUGUCUUUCACAGCAACUUACAGAAUUGCGUGAUCAGAUGACGGAACAAAGAAAGCAAAAACAACGUCUCGGUCUUUUAAAUUCUGCAUCUCCGCUUUUACAUAAUAUAUAAACGCGGAUUUGAAAAAUGCUACGGAUGUAAAAGAAAUAUAUAUAUAUAUAUAUAUAUUUAAAAAUUUUAAAUAAAUAUUUUAAAUUUAUACAGAUAUCUGUAUACACAUUAUCUGUAUAAAUUUAAAACUAAGUUGUUAUGUCCUUAGCCGUAGCUGCAUUUUACCUUGAUAUUCUAAAAGGAUACAUGUCCAUAUGUUUCUGGCAAAAUUUAAGGACAUUAAAAAUCGAUAGGUAGGCAUCUCGGAAUAUGCGUACGGUUUUGUUCCUAAUUUUGAAGAAAAUGAUCUAUAUAAUGAAAUGAUAUGACAUGGAGAUAUUAGGUAUGAUGCGGACUUCAGUUUUUUUUUUUUUUAUUAUUUAUCAUGCCAUCUCAACUUAUUAUAAUUUAUAUUAUCUUGAAGAUCUUAUAUUCUGAUACUGAAUCAUUCAUUUACAUUACUUGAAAUAUCUAAACAAUUAUUAUUAUUUUUUUUUUUUUCAUGAAUACGAAUAGUGAAAAUAAUUUAAAAUAGCUAUUCAUACAUGCGACUUAAGAAGGGAUAUCGUGAAAAGUAUAAACAAAGGAUUCUAAUUUAAAGAUUUAUUAUAUUGAUUUAGUAGGAGUGCAAGUAGUAUAUAAGUAACUCGAUUGACUUAAAUGCAGCAUUUUAAUAGUGGUUUAAACAAAUUUUUAUCAUUUACGUCAGAUCUGUCUAUUCAAUUAUAGCAUUAAAUUGAAUGUGAUUUAUUGUUAUUGCAUUUAGAAAACGAAUAUAUUAUAUAUGAGAAUCUAGUAUUUAGCAUCUCGUAAGAAAUGAAACUUUCUUUUUUGCAAGUGAUCGCUACGAUUUGUUUUUACUUUUAUUCUUUGACACAUCACACAGUCAUACUAUUAUAGCAUAAUACAUUCUUCUUUUUUAAUUAGAUCUUGAAAGUCUAUUUCAUUGAUAAUAAAAUUCAGCGAUCACCUACGAAACAGACACGUUUUUCUUUCGAUAGUUUGUGUAUAAAGUUAUAUUUAUAUUUCUAAGCAAAGAAAUAUGAGAUGUAUUUCAGAAUGAUAUGAAAGUACAUUUUUAUUAGCGCACAAUUUGUUAUGCUUUUCAUUUUAAAUCGAAUAUUGUAGAUUUAAAAAAAAUUCAAAUCUAAACAAUUGUUAUCUAUGUUACACAUAUAUACUAUUGUGUUUCUUAAUUGUUGAUAUUUGAUGAAUAUGUUGCUUUAUUGGGAAUGUUGACUAUUUUUUACAUCAUUUUAUCCUUUAAUGUAGAGAUGUAUACAAGAGAACUGAAUGACAUGUAUAAUUUUAAGAAUAUUAACAUAUACUAAUAUAAUAAAUUGCACCUGAUAGUAAUAUAUUCUAGAAUGUAUAUAUACAUAUGGAACAAAGUUGAAAAUGAAUAUCAUUUGGAAUAUUGCUUUUACAGUCAUUGAUGUCAAUGUUAUAUUAUUGGUAUCAUGUACUUUAUGCUAUAUACGUGUCGGAUCUGAUAUCUAUUAUAGAUCAUAUUGUAGAUUUUAAUUAAAGAAAUUAGUGUAUCACUGGUUAAUAGCAGGUUUUUAAAAAAUUAAUAGAUAUAUAUAUAUAUUAUAUAUAUAUAUGAAAGAUGAAUACAAUUCAUUGGAUUUAGCAACUUUUCUUAAUUUAUUUAUCACAGUGCAAUUAUAAAUAUAAAAUAAUAAUUCAUAGGGAUCAAAUAAAUAUGGAAUAAGAAAUAUAAAAUGGUUAUAUAUAUACAUAUAUAUAUAUAUAUAUCGUAGUUUUGUGUGUUCAAAAUUAUAUUAUAUGGAACUGUUCAUAAUAUCGAAAACAAUUUAUUAUAUAAUUAUGUUUUAUUUUUUAGAUAUUCGUCAAUUUUAAUGUUUAAAUAAAAUACUUUGAUACUUUUGUUGUUACUAAAGCAUUCUAAAUAAGCAAUCUAUUAGAUUUUUUUUUCUUAAAAUUAUUAUUAUUAUUAGUUAAAAUCUUUCUACAUAAAGUACACAUCUUUCAUAUUCUUCGAGUUACACGAUGAACUUUCUAUGUUUCAAAGAUGUAAUUUUUAUAUGAUGUAUAUAGUUACAUUGUUAUAUACAUAUAUAUACAUAUAUAUAUAUAUGUGUUACAAAUUAAUUUUAUUAAUCCUAUGUUUUUUUUAUUAAACGAAUCUUUAAGUCAAUUUUAUAUUAUAUGUAUGCGAAGUUUGUAAAUUAAUAUUAUAGAAUAUUGUAUGAUAAUAGAUGGUAAUGAGAUGUAUUACUUUCAAGUGUGCAUUUUUUUAUCUUAUUAUAAAUAGAAUAUAUAUAUAUAUUAUAUAUAUUAUAUAUUAUAUAUAUAUAUAUUAUAUAUAUAUAUAUAAAGUUGUAUUAGUAUUUCAAUGUGAAUAAAUUUUAUUCUUUUUUAUCAACUGCCAUUUAUAUAUGACAGACGAAACAAAAGAUCUAUUUAUAAAGGAACAAGGAGAUAGGAAAGAAAAGAGCGAAUAUUUUAGUUUACUUUAUUUAUACUUUAUAUGAAACAAUUGACUAUUUAUUGUGACUUAUAUAUACGUAACUAUUACAUGUAACAUGUAUUUUUCCUAUAAGUAAGACGUAUCUUGUGCAAAAUCGGUAAUUUCACUUAAAGUGAAAAAAUUUAAAAAUCCUUUCAAUCUAAAUCGUUUCACACUUCUUUUUGUUUUUUUUUCUUUUCAUUUUUUUUCCUUUUAAUUAAGGUGAAUACUCUUGAAAUUUCUUUCUAAAAAGAGGCGACGAAUAAAUGUGAAAUAGUUGCCGUUGUUUUCGGAGGAAGCACAUAACCGAUUUAACACACCAAAUCACUCAAGUUGCAUUUCUAAACUCUCGAUGACUCAUUAGAAUAAUUAAAACCUGUGCUUCUUUAAUGUCAUACAAGUCAUCCGUUUAAUACGCAGUCGGUGCUCGUUAUACGCAGACUUUCGUCACAAUUUUUUUUCUCUUUAUUCUUUUUAACGAGAUUGAAGAUUUUACUCCGUAUCGUUUCUUUUUUUUUUUCUUAUUCUUUUCAAUUUUUUUUUGUCUUUUUAUUUUACAACACUCGAAAAAAUUCAUUCGCAAUUACUAAUUGGGACAUAAACGUAUGUAUAUAUUAAAUGGGGUACAUCGAAAACUAGUCAGUCUUCAUGAAGUUUUUACAACGAAAUCUUACGUUAAAAAAUAAAUUCGGUAUGCGUUAUAGAUAGCAAAAAUUUCUGCAAAAAGAUAUGGAAGGAUGGAAGUUACUAUAUUCUUUAUAGGCCGCGUAGAUAAGAAAGGUAUUCUAAAAAAGUGUACAAUCAUCAAAAUUUAAUCUCAGUGCUAUGAAAUUAAUGAGCAUUCCUAUUAAUGUAAAUCUUAUAGAUAUUACGGUAAUGAGAUCGAUGGGUUACUUGAAAUUAUUUCGUUUUAUUUUCCUAACGCGUUUUAGACGGAUAGCGUAAGAUGAUUUUAUAAUCUUUUUUCUUCUUCUCUUCUUUUGUCUUUUUUCUCUUAUCUUUUUCCUUGUAGCCGCGUAUUAAACUGUUAAUAUUGUAUUUGAAUAUCGUUAAAUACUCUUUUUCUUUUCUUCUGUUAUAAGCUUUAACAUAUGUUCUUGCUAAUGACGUAUUUAAGUAGCACUUUGUGUAAGAAAUCUUUUUUUCUGUCAAUGACCCAUUGUCAAAGAAUAACGAAGACAUAAAAGAUUCAUUGAAUUAUAUAACAAUUAUAAAUGCAUAAUUGCAACAAGAACGUUUUGUUGCUAUCGAUAUGAUCGCUCAUACUAAGAUUUCUAUACUAGAAACGAAUUUUGCGUAGGAAGAUGUGAUAAUCAUGUGUCGAUUAGCACAACAUAUAUGUAACAAUAAAUUCGAAGGUGCCUCGGGUAUAAAGCUCGUUCGUUAAAAUA
Molecule: messenger RNA, 13064 nt
Organism: Vespula vulgaris
Lineage: Eukaryota; Metazoa; Arthropoda; Insecta; Hymenoptera; Vespidae
Gene: Itpr
Product: inositol 1,4,5-trisphosphate receptor
Exons: 45
Coding region: 819-9221 (2800 amino acids)
Biological process (GO): calcium ion transmembrane transport
Cellular component (GO): membrane; endoplasmic reticulum
Molecular function (GO): inositol 1,4,5-trisphosphate-gated calcium channel activity; inositol 1,4,5 trisphosphate binding
Source: RefSeq, a predicted model, not a curated record